Molecule: messenger RNA, 3574 nt
Organism: Rhopalosiphum padi (bird cherry-oat aphid)
Lineage: Eukaryota; Metazoa; Arthropoda; Insecta; Hemiptera; Aphididae
Gene: Cp190
Product: centrosome-associated zinc finger protein CP190
Exons: 3
Coding region: 478-2289 (603 amino acids)
Biological process (GO): regulation of transcription by RNA polymerase II
Cellular component (GO): nucleus
Molecular function (GO): DNA-binding transcription factor activity, RNA polymerase II-specific; RNA polymerase II cis-regulatory region sequence-specific DNA binding; protein binding
Source: RefSeq, a predicted model, not a curated record
CCGUACGUGACGAUCAGCCGUGUGGCAGCACUGAGGUCGCGAGCGAACGUCCGCUUCGCGUCGUCGUCGUCGCCGCCGCCGCCGUCGUUGUCAUCGGCAGGUGGCGCGUCGUAAGCGCGUCCGGAGUGUAUCUCAAUGGCCGCCCCGAUCGUUCGUUCAUCGCAAUAGCCGCUGCCGCCAAACGAUCCGUUUUGUCACCGUUUCCCGACGUCGUCACGCAAAACUCUCGGUCGCCGUCCGUUUGCCACAGACCACAAACACCGAUCGGUGACGACGACCAUUGACGGGCAAAAGAUUCGGACACGUCUCGUCGCUCAACGACACACGCACCGGAACGCCCAGCACUAUCUCGUGAUCAACACUGAACGAGAUCCGGUCUAGGAGACUACUCUAGACGGCCGGACGUAAGUGGCUGCCUCCAGACAGGCGUUUUCAACUACGAGCCGUGUUAUUGUUGUAGAUUGUUCGUUAGUAACCAUGUCGGUUCCUAGUCAGUUGAAAAUUGACAAUUGGGGUAAUUUUUUUAUGCAGCGCCUCAAUAACUUAGCCAAAAAAGAUGAAUACUGUGAUUAUACCAUUCGUUCAACGUCAAAUGAAUCUUUUAAAGUCCAUAGAGUUGUUUUAAAUACGUGUUCAGAUUACUUUGUUUCCCAUCCAAGUUCUGACAAAACAAUGACUAUGCCUGCACAUCUUGACUUUGAUGCAGUAAAGAGUGUUAUCAUGUUUAUGUAUACUGGACAACUUCAUUUUACUGAAGACAGCCGUAUGAGUUUAAUUGAAGUGGCUGACAUGUUACAGGUGACUGUGUUACUUAAGCUUCUAGAGUCACAAAAUGGAGCAAACAAAUUUACUCCUAAGUAUCAUUCUCCACAAGCUUCAUCAUCUAGAACUCAUUCAGCAAUUGCACUAAAUCAAUAUAGACCUGCAAAGAAACCUACCACUCCAAAUAAUUUGACCUUUAGAUCACCACCAGAACACACACCUGCAUCUACGUUUAUUAAUACAAUGAAAGUUAAAGAUGUUUUAAGUGAAAAUAAACCAAUGCGAUUUGAAUGUGAAGCCGAUGAUGUACCUGAGUUUAUAGAAAACACUUUUGAAUUACCCAAGUAUGAUAGUGCACCUUUAAUUAAACAAGAAAAUUGUGAUAGUGCAAAAGCAAUGCUCAAAAGAGCUUCCAAUGGAGAAUUGAUUGAUAAGAGCUUGGACAAAGGUUAUAAAACACAAGUCAUUAAAUGUGAGACUCAAAAUGUAUCAUCAUCACCAGCUGGCAAAAAAUUGAAAAUUGUUAGUGAUACGGACCCAGAGAAUACCAAUAGCAAAGUUGUGCAAGAAAUCUUAAAGAAAUACCCACAUUUAUUGCAAAGUAAAGGUAACAUUAAAUUAAAAAUUAUGUCUAGUACUAAUCAAAGCCAGUUUGAAAGUAUAAUUAUCAAUACUCCUAAUUCAGUUGAAAAGAUUUUACCUGCUGGAAGUGGUGUUAAAAAACCAAUUACCACUCAUAAAGUUAAGCCAGAUAUCAUGAACACCAAUGGCCCUUGGUCUUGUAAUCUUUGUGGAACUGACACCAAUCCAUUGAAAUUGGAUUCUUAUUUUAUAUACAGGAGACAUUUGGUAGAAAAACAUAAUGAGAAAGAGGACACUAGAGUUUGUGAACACUGUGGACACUUUUCUGUGCGCAAAAGCCUACAAAUACAUCACAUGUACACAAAACACAAAAUUCAGCCUCCUGCAGAUUUCAAGUUUCCUCAAUGUGACGAUUGUGGAUUUGUUGCUACAACUGAAGUUCAUCUAAAACGACAUAAAGGUUUGCAGAAAUGUGGUGGUAAGCCACAAACUAAAACAGAAUAUGGAACUUAUACGUGCACUGACUGUGACAGAACGUUCCGCUCAAGUCUGAUGCUGAAGGGACAUUUGAGGAAUUUCCAUAAAGUCGAUAACAUUGCCCCAUCAACUUCGUCGACCAAAGAGUUAUUGAUUUCUGUUAUUGAUAAUAUACCACCUGGGGCCAAAGUUUUAGCGGAAAAUAAUAUUAUUAAUGAAACUGACGAUCUUGUAAAAGGUGAUGAAGUCAUUUAUAGUGAAGAAACUACAGAAGUAGAAACUGUCACAUUGGAAGACGCUGAACAGGUACUUGAAGAAAAUGAUGAUGAUUGUAAAUCCACUACUGUACCAGUUGACAUCACAGAAGAGUGGGAUGAUUUUGAUGACGUAGAUACGAACAAAAAUGAAGAAUCUGACAAAGAAGAAGACAACAGAGAUGCUAAACCUUGUAGAAUAGAGUUGGAGUGAGUCAAAAAUAAAACUAUAUUAUUAAAAUAUUAAGAAUAUUGUUUUACUUUAAUAAAAUUUAGUAUUUGUUAUCUUCCAAUAACAUAUUUAAAAUGUGUUCAUACUUUUCUUUUUGCUAAAUAAAAAAACUAUUUAUCUGAAUAUUAAAUUGGUACUAAAGCUUAAAAAAGAUUAAGAAAUUAUUUAUUUAUAUAUUGUAAAUAACUAUUAUUUACUAUUUAAACCUUAUAAUUAUAUUAAAAAUAUUAAUUUAUAAGACACCUUUGUAGUGGAUGAUAGGUACUAAUAGUUUUUUAGACAGUGAUUAUAAUAUUAGCAUUUUAAUAAUCGAGAACAAUUAUUUCAAUACCAUAUUACAUAAUAUGUAUAUAUCGUGUAAUACAUUAUAAUAACGCAAUUAAUAAAACUUUUAAGAAAUGGUAUGGCACAGUAUUAAAUUAAUAUUCAAUAUUUUAUAAGUUUAAACGUAUCAAAAAAUGUGAUAUUUUUGUAUAUAUAUAGUAAGUGCUGCUUACCUAUAUUAUUAAAUUAAUUUAGUUUAUAAUAAAUUUAAUUGUAAAUCAAUUAUCAAAAUUUAAUUAUCCAAAAAAAAAAAAAAAUAUGUAUCAAUAAAUAAUUUAUUUUUCUGUGUGUACAUAAUGUUAAAUAUUAAAUAAACUAUUAUUGUGUAUUAUAUUUAACUUAAUAAAUAUAUUUAAUUAGGUAUUUUGGUUAACAGAGUAUAAAAAAUGUGAAAUUAAAUAAUUUAGCAUUAGUUAAUUUCAUAAUAAUCAUUUAAUUUACUCUAUAUUUCAAAAUAGUUUUUUUUUUAUCUAGUCAAAUUAUUAUUAAAUAACUAAGAACUAGAUUUUAAAUAACAAUUUAAUAUUAUUAAGUGCUCAUGUAAUCAUGUAUUGUGUAUGUAUUUUGUUUAGUACAAAAAUUGUUAAUUUUCCAUAAUAAAAAAAAAUCAGUUUAACUAUAAAAGCUAAUAUUGGUAAAUCUGUUCUAUAAUGUCAUGGAGUACAAUGUAUGAACCAGUUAAAUGUUUAAGAAUUUAUAUGACAUUAGAUAGAUUCAGGUGUAAAGCAAAUAAAUUGAAUGUCAAAUUUUUAGCACCAAUCAUGUGUGUAUUUGAAGAAACCCAUAUUUAUAUGGUACAUGACACGUGUUAGGUAUAAUGUAUAUUAUAAAUUAAUACAUACAUACCAUCAUAUUAUGCUUAUUAGUUCUAAUAAAUACUAAUAAGAACAUCACAAUACAGUAUACAAAAUCAUAAUAUAAAGUUAUUAAUUAUUAUAAGUAA